AUGAACAACAGCAUGCGCAGGUGUCUAUAUGGCCCGGUGGACCACGAGCAGCUGCGGCGAGAUUUGAAGCUGGAACUCGAGGAAAUCCCUGUAGAGGACAGCCAUCGCUGGAACUUUGACUUCCAGACCAACACGCCGCUGCCUGGCAUGUUUGAGUGGGAGCCUGUGAACUGCCCCGCCGAUUUGUGCCACGACUCCUCCCAAGUGAAGGACUCUUGCAUGCUGGUCCAGAUGGAGGGCAGUAGCCACCAGGAGAAAUGCUCCAGCUUCCCCAUUAAGCCUCCCGCUGAAGAUACUCCUGUCUGGAGGAAGAUGUCCUUCUCCAAGAGGGGAGUCAAGCCCACAGGCAACGCACAAAUCAGAGAUGUUUUUUGUCAGGAGGACCACAGAGUGCAAACGCAGCAACUUUGUCACAAGUUCCACUUCAGCAUCUUGAUGCCAAACAAUACGACGGAACUCCUGGACUAUCAGCAGUGUCCAAACUUCUUCCAACAAAAAGGGAAAGAAAAAUAAUAAUUAAAAAAAAGCUGAUAUUUUUAUAUAUAUUUUUGUUUCGCAAAAAGG
Molecule: messenger RNA, 564 nt
Organism: Dunckerocampus dactyliophorus (ringed pipefish)
Lineage: Eukaryota; Metazoa; Chordata; Actinopteri; Syngnathiformes; Syngnathidae
Product: cyclin-dependent kinase inhibitor 1B-like
Exons: 2
Coding region: 1-513 (170 amino acids)
Biological process (GO): regulation of cell cycle
Cellular component (GO): nucleus
Molecular function (GO): cyclin-dependent protein serine/threonine kinase inhibitor activity
Source: RefSeq, a predicted model, not a curated record